This is a messenger RNA of Hydra vulgaris (swiftwater hydra), 1194 nucleotides long. The record is from RefSeq and is a predicted model, not a curated record. Lineage: Eukaryota; Metazoa; Cnidaria; Hydrozoa; Anthoathecata; Hydridae.
AUGUCGAAACGGAGAUAUGGUUUGUGGACAAAAGAAGAUAUGAAAAAGGCUAUUUUUGCUUAUCGAAAUGAUAAAAUUGGACUUAACGCUGUAUGUGCAAAAUAUGGAAUUCCUAAACCAACAUUAAAAAGACAUAUGAAUCAUCAAAAUAUAUUUGCAAAUGAAUCAAAUAAACAGUUAGGUAGGUGUAGUAUCUUACCUCCUGAAGUUGAAAAAGAAUUAGUUGAACAUGUUUUGAAACUGGAAUCUUGUAUGUUUGGAAUAAAUAGAAUAGAUCUUAGACGAUUAGCAUUUGAAAUUGCUAAAAUAAACAAAAUACCUCAUCAAUUCAACAAAGAUGUUGGUAUGGCUGGAAAGAAGUGGUAUUACCAAUUCAUGAAACGCAAUCCAAGCCUUAGUUUGAGAUUACCUGAACCAACUUCUAUGGCAAGAGCCACAGGUUUUUGUAAGGAAAAGUUUGUAUUAUUUUUCAAUAAACUUACUGAACUUGUUGAUAACCACAAUAUAACUGCAGAUUUGCUUUACAACGUAGAUGAAACUGGAAUAAGUACAGUUCACAAACCAAGGAAAGUUUUAGCUCUGAAAGGUAGACACCAAAUAGGUAUUACAAGUGGUGAAAGGGGUGUGAAUACCACUGCCAUAUGUUGUAUGAAUGCUGUUGGAUCUUUUGUACCUCCUAUGCUUAUAUUUAAACGUAAAAGAUUUAAAAGUCAUUUUAUAAGCUCACUUUGUCUUAAAUCUCUUGCAGAAAAUCCAGAAAAAAAAAAAGUUCUUCUUAUACUUGACGGGCAUUUAACACAUACAAAAAACCUUGAAGCCUUAGUUCUAGCUCGAGAUCACAGAGUAGUAAUGCUUUCUUUGCCAUCGCAUACUACUCAUAGGCUACAACCUUUAGAUAGAUCUUUUUUCAAAGCUUUAAAUUCUAAAUAUAAUACUGCUUGUGAUAAAUGGAUGCGAACCCAUCCAGGCAGAUGUAUUACUCAAUAUCAAGUAUCUCAACUGUUUGGCGAAGCUUACUCAAAAGUUGUUGGUAUGGAAAUUGCUAUUAAUGGAUUUAGAGACACUGGGAUAUGGCCGGUAGACAGCUCAGUUUUCCGGGAAGAGGACUUUGUACCUUGUGAAAUACUCAGUGGAGAGACGAGUUCAAAUGCAAAAGCUUCCCAAACAGUAAGUUUAGUCAUAGUUUGCCUUUAG